Messenger RNA from Magallana angulata, 1193 nucleotides. Its product is annotated as voltage-dependent anion-selective channel protein 2-like. Gene Ontology annotation, cellular component: mitochondrial outer membrane. The coding region runs from base 141 to 983 and encodes 280 amino acids. The transcript has 9 exons. NCBI's taxonomy places the organism in Eukaryota, Metazoa, Mollusca, Bivalvia, Ostreida, Ostreidae. Gene Ontology annotation, molecular function: voltage-gated monoatomic anion channel activity. Gene Ontology annotation, biological process: monoatomic anion transmembrane transport. The record is from RefSeq and is a predicted model, not a curated record.
CAAAAUCGGGGUGAAGUUAUUUUAUAAGAAUAAUAUGUAUGAUUACGGAUAUUCUGCGAGACUACCGGAAAAGAAGAUUGUGACCUUCAGCGUGUGUUCCCGAUCAAGAACGGUUGCAUCUCACUUGACAGACUUACGCGAUGGCUCCCCCAACAUAUGGUGAUCUUGGAAAGGCAGCAAAAGAUAUCUUCAGCAAGGGAUACAACUAUGGAGAGUGGAAGCUGGAGGCAAAAACCAAGACAGACAGUGGGGUAGAAUUUACCACAACAGGCAGUCACAGUGACAAAGGAAUCAUCAGUGGAAGCUUAGAAACCAAAUACAAAUAUUCCGAUUUAGGUCUUACAUUCAAGGAGAAAUGGAAUACCAGCAAUGUGCUGUUUACAGAAAUUGCCAUUGAGGAUCAGCUCGUGAAAGGAUUGAAACUGGAAUUCAACACAUCCUUCGCUCCCCAAACUGGAACCAAGAGUGGAAAAAUCAAAACCAGCUACAAGAUGGAUUACUUGAAUCUUGGUUGUGAUGUUGACUUUGUGUUUGCUGGACCAACCAUCAACGCAGCUGCUGUCUUAGGCUACAAGGGCUGGCUCGGAGGUUAUCAGAUGUCCUUUGACACUUCCAAAUCCAAGCUAACAAAGAAUAACUUUGCAGUAGGUUAUGAAGCCAGCGACUUUACCAUUCACACCAAUGUCAAUGACGGAGCAGAGUACUGUGGCUCCAUCUACCACAAGAUUAGGAAAGAUCUUGAAGGAGGAGUGAAGCUCUCUUGGUCCUCAGCCAAGAGCACCGCCUUGGAACUGGGCACCAAGUACAAGAUCGACAGUGAUUCAUCAGUCUCUGCCAAGGUAGACAGCAACAGUCGAGUAGGAUUAGGAUAUACAACUAAACUUAGAGAUGGAGUGAAGCUUACUCUGUCCGCCCUUGUAGACGGCAAGAACUUCAACGCCGGUGGACACCAGCUGGGUCUCGGUCUGGACUUCGAGGCCUGAGCACCGACUCGAGUGACUUUUGUUGACUUGUAAGAUGUAACCCAGACAUUCAGUGGGGAGAGUGAAUUUCAUCAGAUCUAGGAGUGCUGUUUAUUUUUCAUUCAUCAUGUACAAAAUACGAUCUUGCAGAAAUAUUCUAAAUGGUCGAGCUUAUGUGUUUGUCAAAAUACUUUUUAAAAAAAGGAGAAGUAAAUCUGAUUUGAUGUCUUA